Staurois parvus is the source of this 401-nucleotide messenger RNA. The record is from the annotation of a GenBank genome assembly. NCBI's taxonomy places the organism in Eukaryota, Metazoa, Chordata, Amphibia, Anura, Ranidae.
UUAGAGGCAGAAAACAGGAAAAAAAAUAUUCUAAACCAAUGGCCUGCAGACAUAGUACAGGAGAUGACCAGAAACUGUGGACAUAGUACAGGAGAUGACCAGAGACUGCAGACAGUACAGGAGAUGACCAGAGACUGCGGACAUAAUACAGGAGAUGACCAGAGACUGCGGACUGCAGUACAGGAGAUGACCAGAGACUGCGGACACAGUACAGGAGAUGACCAGAGACUGCGGACAUAAUACAGGAGAUGACCAGAGACUGCGGACAUAGUACAGGAGAUGACCAGAGACUGCGGACACAGUACAGGAGAUGACCAGAGACUGUGGACAUAGUACAGGAGAUGACCAGAGACUGCGGACAUAGUACAGGAGAUGACCAGAGACUGCAGACACAGUACAGG